This is a messenger RNA of Cannabis sativa, 1335 nucleotides long. Its product is annotated as haloacid dehalogenase-like hydrolase domain-containing protein Sgpp. The transcript is spliced from 5 exons. The record is from RefSeq and is a predicted model, not a curated record. Bases 225 to 1085 code for a protein of 286 amino acids. Lineage: Eukaryota; Viridiplantae; Streptophyta; Magnoliopsida; Rosales; Cannabaceae.
UGGUUGACUGCGACCGUACAUUCCCAUAUGAGAGAAAAUGAUUAAAGGAAUCACGCAUAUUCUUAAUCUGAACAGCCAUUCAAUUUUGUAAGACAGACAAACAUAGCUUAUCUCUCUCUCUCUCUCUCUCUCUCUCUCUCUCUCUAUAUAUAUAUAUAUAUUUAUAUAUACACACAUACAUCUCAUUUCACAAUCACAUACAUAAAGUUAUAAUAACAUAUACUAUGGUAGCUCUUGCUUCAAUUCAGUUUUCUCAUUGUCCCUUUCCAUGUGACAAUUUUCCCAAUACCCAUUUCAGAAGAACCUCUCUUUCCACACAAAACCUCAGAAAAUCAGCUUCUUUCACUCCUCCUAGGGCCUCCAUUUCAUCAGAAUCGAAAUCCAUUGAUGGUACCAAAGGUUCUCUAGCUUUCCUUGCUCCUCUUGAAGCCAUUCUAUUUGAUAUUGAUGGGACUUUGUGUGACUCGGAUCCUCAACAUUAUGAUGCUUUUCGCCUAAUGCUUCAAGAGAUAGGGUUCAAUGGUGGAGUUCCCAUUACUGAAGAAUUCUUUAUUAAAAAUAUUAGUGGGAAGCAUAAUGACGAGCUCUGUGAAGUCCUCCUUCCUGAUUGGGAUUUUCAAAAAGCAAGCACAUUUAUGGAGGAAAAAGAAGGCUUGUUUCGAAGAUUGGCUGCUGAGCAAUUAAAACCAGUCAAGGGCUUACAAAACUUGUGCAAAUGGAUAGAUGAUCGCGGCUUAAGACGAGCUGCUGUAACGAAUGCUCCUAGACCAAACGUUGAUCUCAUAAUCUCAAUGUUGGACCUUGCAAGUUUCUUCGAAAUCAUUGUCCUUGGAAACGAAUGCGAUCGAGCAAAACCAUUUCCUGAUCCAUAUUUGAAGGGUCUCCAAGAACUUGGAGUGUCACAUAAGCAUACUAUGGUGUUUGAGGACUCGGUUUCAGGAGUGAAAGCUGGGGUAGCAGCUGGGAUGCCAGUAAUUGGUUUAGGCACCAGAAACCCUGAAAACUUACUAUUAGAUGCUGGAGCUUCCUUUGUUAUCAAAGAUUUUGAUGACCCAAAACUAUGGACUGCUCUGGAGGACUUCUGAGAGACAACAUUUGAAACUUGAACACUUUCACUAGUCACAAUGGAAGCAUAUCCGGUGGAUUGAUUUGUACAAGGAAAAAUCUUUCCAUGAUUCUUUUGUUGCAGAUAUUAUUUGAAUACUCCAAUGAAAAUAAUCAAUCCAAAAGUGGAUAUAUUACAUGAUUUAUGACUCUAAGAUGUCAUUAUUAAGAUUUUGCAAUUGUUCAACUGUUACUUUAAAAAAUAUAUAAUUCAUUAUUUGUAGAUUAUCA